AAAAACCCUCCAUUUUCACUUUUGUUUGGGCCGGCAAAAUGCAAUCACAAAAGCAAUGGCAGCCAUGAAAUUUGGACGUCAAUUUUGGGUUUCUCUCAUCCAUCGCUCUACAAGGGUUUAACCUGGAGUCCCUUCUGCCCCCCUACUAUCCCCUCUCCUCUGCCAUGGCUGUGCUCUGUACUGCUCCACUCUCAGACCCACUUGUCUGAAACCACGGAUAAAACAAAAAGCCCUCAAUACUUCGGUUUAUCUCUCUGGGUUUAUCCCAAAACUUUUCAAGACGGCUCCUUGUAUAAGCCACUGCGGCAGCAAGUUGGGCAGAGUUGUAGAGAUGAUGACUUUGGGGGUUUCCACUUCCCAAGCCUCUUCUUUGAGAGCUCAAUGGCCUGCUUAUUUCUUUCUAUGGCGGUCUAACUCUGUUUCUAUCUCUUCUAUUUCCUUUUGCGCCUCCUCCAAGGCUCUAUGCAGAGCUGAAUUUGGUCCCCUGAAGAGUGUUGGUGGUGUUUCUUCAAAUAUGAAGACGUUUCAUGCUUCUUGUCAGUGCAGACAAAGUUCUUCUUUGAUUACCAACUCAUUUGUUGAAGCUAGACAAUACGACAAUGAGAGGGCGUUUCUCUCUGAUGUAAAUGCAUGGUCUAAAAGUACUAUGCGACUGAAGCAAGAGAAGCACUUUAGGUUUAUGGAAACUGAGAUCCUGACAACGAAUGAUGAAGAAAAGCUAAGAAACGAAGAACGUCUCAUUGGCUAUGGGACUUCACACUCUAAGGUUCAGUCAAAUUUGGGAAGCAACAUUUCCAACGCAAAUAAGAAUUCUGAUUGUAUAAACCCUUCAACUAAUAUGUUAUCAGAUGGAUUCAGGAAACAAGGACCUAUGAGUUUUGAACAAAUUCAGAAUGUUGAAACUAUAGAUAGGAUGAAAAUUAGUGAUAGGACACUUUCACUUGAGACAAUCAAGGUUUCAAGUGACAUAUGCAAUGGAAACAUUAGUUUUUAUUCUGGGGAACAGACCAUGACCAAGCCUGCAAAUAAUGAUUUGCAUAAUCAGGUCAUUCCUAUGCUAAGUAACAAAAACUAUACCUUUUCUCAAAAUGGAAAGGGGUCAAUUAUGCAUCGCUCACCAAACGUUUCACCUAAUGGCAUAAAGCAAAGUAUCCCUUUGGGAAAGAUGGAUAGUGUAUCAAAAGCUUCGGAAUUCACUGAAGCUGCUAAUGGACUAAAGAGGGGUUCAGCUGUGGAAGAAUUUUCUAAAAUGACCAUCAACGGUGGUGGCACCAAGAUUAUGGAAGCACCUGCAACUAAUCAUAAACCAGAUAUAAAGGAGAGGCUUAAUGGUGUAUAUGAUAGUGUUCUUGUUGUUGAUAGUAUAUGUGCAGCAAGGGAAGUUGUUUCAAUGCUUACUAUGAAGUACAGGAAUCUUGUGCAUGCUUGCGAUACUGAGGUGGCCAAGAUCGAUGUGAAGCAAGAAACACCCGUUGAUCAUGGUGAAAUAAUAUGCUUCAGUAUUUAUUCAGGACCAACAGCAGAUUUUGGGAAUGGAAAGUCUUGCAUCUGGGUUGAUGUUCUUGAUGGUGGUGGUAAGGAAAUUUUGAUUCAAUUUGCACCAUUCUUCGAAGAUCCUUCGAUCAGAAAGGUAUGGCACAACUACAGCUUUGACAAUCACAUUAUUGAAAAUUAUGGGAUUAAGGUUUCUGGCUUCCAUGCCGACACAAUGCACAUGGCUCGAUUAUGGGAUUCGUCAAGACGAAUAAAUGGUGGAUAUUCUCUUGAAGCUCUUUCUGGUGAUACAAAGGUCAUGUCUGGGGCUAAAUUGGGCCAGGAAAAAGAGUUGAUUGGUAAAAUAUCCAUGAAAACUAUCUUUGGCCGGAAGAAGAUGAAAAAGGAUGGAUCUGAAGGCAAAAUUAUAGUUAUUCCUCCUGUUGAAGAACUUCAACGUGAAGAAAAGAAACUAUGGGUAUCGUAUUCUGCUUUAGAUUCAACAUGCACGCUGAAGCUUUAUGAGAGCUUGAAAAAUAAACUGUCUGGCAUGCCUUGGGAGAGAAAUGGAGAAAUGAUUCCAAAUAAAACAAUGUUCAACUUUUAUGAAGAAUAUUGGCAACCAUUUGGUGAACUUCUUGUCAAAAUGGAAACUGAGGGAAUGCUGGUUGAUAGGCCAUAUCUUGCUAAGAUAGAAAAGUUGGCCAUAGCAGAACAACAGGUUGCCGCUAACAGAUUUCGUAACUGGGCUUCGAAGUACUGCCCUGAUGCCAGACAUAUGAAUGUAGGAAGUGAUGCACAAUUGCGCCAACUGCUCUUCGGUGGUACUUCUAACAGUAAAAACCCCGAAGAGUCUCUUCCAACUGAAAGGACAUUCAAAGUUCCUAACACUGAAAAUGUCAUUGAAGAAGGGAAGAAAUCUCCCAGUAAGUUCCGGAAUAUUACUUUAAAAAGAAUUAGUGUGGAGGAUCUUUCAACAGAAAUGUACACAGCAACUGGUUGGCCGUCAGUGAGUGGGGAUGCUCUAAAGGUCUUAGCGGGCAAGGUCUCUGCAGAGUACGACUACUUCACUGAUGAUUUGCAGUCUGACAAUGAGUUUGGCGAUGAUUCUGAAACAGUGUCUCAUGUAGAAAAUAAAAAGCAUAUUAUUCAUGAAAGUGCAAAUAUGUCUGAUUAUGGGACUGCUCUUAAAGCAUUUGGAUCAAGUGAGAAGGGCAGGGAAGCUUGUCAUGCCAUUGCUGCUUUAUGCGAAGUCUGCUCCAUUGAUUCUUUGAUAUCAAAUUUCAUCCUUCCCUUGCAGGGAAGCAAUAUAUCUGGUAAGAAUGGACGCAUACAUUGUUCUCUAAAUAUCAACACAGAAACUGGCCGCCUCUCAGCUCGAAGACCAAAUUUGCAGAAUCAACCGGCUCUGGAAAAGGACCGGUAUAAAAUCCGUCAGGCAUUUAUAGCUGCCCCUGGAAAUUCCCUCAUUGUUGCUGAUUAUGGCCAGUUGGAACUUAGGAUUCUUGCUCAUCUUGCCAAUUGUAAGAGCAUGCUGGAAGCCUUUAAAGCUGGGGGAGAUUUCCAUUCAAGGACCGCGAUGAAUAUGUACCCUCAUAUUCGUAAAGCUGUUGAAGAUGGAAGCGUGCUUCUUGAGUGGGAUCCUCAACCAGGCGAAGAUAAGCCUCCAGUUCCAUUGUUGAAGGAUGCAUUUGGUUCUGAAAGAAGGAAAGCCAAAAUGCUCAAUUUUUCCAUUGCAUAUGGGAAGACUCCUGUUGGCCUUUCCAAGGAUUGGAAGGUUACGGUGGAGGAAGCAAAGCAGACGGUUGACUUGUGGUAUAAUGAAAGAAAAGAGGUUCGUUCGUGGCAAAAUCUUCGAAAGAGAGAAGCUGAGGAGAAAUCAUGUGUUCGUACAUUGCUGGGACGAGCGCGUCGCUUUCCAUCAAUGAAGCAUGCUACUCGUGCCCAUAAAGGGCACAUAGAAAGAGCUGCUAUCAAUACUCCCGUGCAGGGUAGUGCUGCCGAUGUUGCCAUGUGUGCCAUGUUGGAAAUAUCUAAAAAUUCACGUUUGAGGGAACUUGGAUGGAGAUUGCUUUUGCAGGUUCACGAUGAAGUGAUCUUGGAAGGACCGACCGAGUCUGCAGAGGUUGCUAAGGCCAUUGUCGUCGAGUGCAUGUCAAAACCCUUCAACGGAAAGAACAUUCUCAACGUUGACCUUGCCGUGGAUGCCAAGUGUGCGCAAAACUGGUACUCUGCCAAAUAGAUCUUGCCAAACAAAAUUCCAGCUAAACUAACAAACAUCAAGCAACCAUUCCUUCAGUUCAAGUCCUGAUUCCUUGUGAAGAUUUUGUUUAUGGUGGCUGAUAUGAAAUUUUCACCCACCCUUCCUCGAUGAUGAUAAUGUUGGUGAUGAUAAUAGUUUAGCCAAAUGGGCUUGGCUUGUGAGGAAUGUACAUGUCUAGUAGUAGGCUCCUGCUUCUGUGUAUAGCAAAUUUCUUGGCUUCUUGGAUGUUUUUUUCUUGUUUGAAGAGUUGUCUGUGUAACUUAAUUCCCCAAGUGUACGAUGAUUAUGUAAUGGGAUCUAUGUCUAUAAAUUCAAUUUUCAUGUUAUUUUCA
This is a messenger RNA of Cucurbita maxima (winter squash), 4068 nucleotides long. Its product is annotated as DNA polymerase I A, chloroplastic/mitochondrial-like. Gene Ontology annotation, molecular function: DNA-directed DNA polymerase activity; 3'-5' exonuclease activity; DNA binding. The transcript is spliced from 12 exons. The record is from RefSeq and is a predicted model, not a curated record. Gene Ontology annotation, biological process: DNA-templated DNA replication; double-strand break repair. The coding region runs from base 332 to 3715 and encodes 1127 amino acids. Lineage: Eukaryota; Viridiplantae; Streptophyta; Magnoliopsida; Cucurbitales; Cucurbitaceae.